Messenger RNA from Lachancea mirantina, 435 nucleotides. The record is from the annotation of a GenBank genome assembly. Lineage: Eukaryota; Fungi; Ascomycota; Saccharomycetes; Saccharomycetales; Saccharomycetaceae.
AUGGUGGUACACAUCUUGGGUAAAGGUUUCAAGGGGAAAGAGGUCAUUAGGAUAGCUUUGGCAUCUAAGUUUUAUGGAGUCGGUUUAAAGACGUCGGAGAAAUUAUGUUCGAAAUUAGGAUUUUAUCCAUGGAUGAGAAUGCAUCAGCUAUCGGAGCCUCAAAUAAUGAAUAUCACAAGCGAAUUGUCCAGUAUGGCUAUAGAAGGUGACGCUAGAGCCAUAGUGAAGGAGAAUAUUGCAUUGAAACGUAGAAUCGGUUCGUAUGAAGGUAUGAGACACGCUCUACAUCUUCCUGUACGGGGACAACGUACUAGGAACAAUGCUAAGACCGCCAGGAAAAUGAACAGAAUCGACCGACGUGGGUUCCAUACAGACUCUUCGGACCGAGUUAAAAUUUCACUGUGGUCCCAAGUCAUUGCUCAGUUCCGCGUUUAA